AUGGCAGACCAAUCCAUGUAUAACACUCUCGGUCAGGGAACCGCUCCCGCUGAAGACCCCUCGAAUCCGAAUCGAAUGGCUCACCAAGUUCCUUCACAAUCGCAACCUGCUGCCGGAUUUCCUCCAGGUCUUUAUCCUCCUCAGCCUGGUGCCUACUACGGGAAUCCGCCUCCAAAUCAAUAUGGUGCACCACCACCACCAGCAGCAGCACAGCAGCUGCAAUCUCCACCUCCGCGGGGCCUGGCACCUAGUCCUCAACUCGCCUACGGUACCGAGACACAGACACAUAUGGGAGCCGCUGCAGAUCCAAUGGCAGGAUUGACUUCGCAGAUGAGUGGCUUGGGAAUAAUGGGAGAUAGCGGUGCCCGGCCAGGAAAGAAGAAGCAUCGACAUGCGCAUCAUGAAAUUGGAGGAGCUACUGCUUCGGCGCCUCAGCAGUUUGCCGGGAUGCCGCAGGCAGGCAUGCAGCCUUCAUCUCAGUUCCUGAAUACUGGGUUAAACCAGGCACCACGUCCGAUCUCACCCGCCGCUGGUGUUCCGCCAGCGGGGAUUGUCCCUCAGCCAGGUGUUCCAGCCACAGGCUCUGGCUCUGUCCCUACCCAGGGCAAGAUUGAUCCGGAACAGAUUCCAAGCAUCCCCCGGUCUCGCGACAUACCGGCACUGUACUACUUCAGCAAUAUCUAUCCGACGAUGGAACGGUAUCUGCCCCCUCCGGCAGCUGUGCCCUUUGUGGCUCACGACCAAGGGAACUCAUCCCCUAAACAUGCCCGACUGACGUUGAACAACAUCCCCACCACCUCCGACUUCCUCUCUUCCACCGGUCUGCCUCUAGGAAUGGUUCUACAGCCCCUGGCUCGCCUCGACCCCGGCGAACAUGAGGUCCCAGUGCUCGAUUUUGGCGAAAUGGGUCCUCCGCGAUGCCGGAGGUGCAGGGCGUACAUCAAUCCUUUCAUGACGUUUAAGUCCGGAGGAAACAAGUUCGUCUGUAACAUGUGCACCUUCCCCAAUGACGUGGCACCGGAAUACUUUGCUCCUUUGGAUAUGUCCGGGGCGCGUGUUGACCGUCUGCAACGGCCGGAGUUGAUGACGGGCACAGUUGAGUUCAUGGUCCCGAAGGAGUACUGGAACAAGGAGCCCGUUGGUCUUCAGCGGCUCUUCUUGAUUGACGUCAGUCAAGAAUCGGUGAACAGGGGUUUCUUGAAGGGGGUGUGCAAAGGAAUCACGGAAGCUUUAUACGGCGCACCCGAUGCUUCUGAAGAGGAUGCAGCUGCGCGACGAGUGCCUGAGGGCUCGAAGAUUGGUAUUGUCACCUAUGAUAAAGAAGUGCACUUCUACAAUCUCAGCGCACAACUUGAUCAGGCACAGAUGAUGGUGAUGACGGAUUUGGAGGAGCCAUUCGUUCCUUUGAGUGAGGGCCUGUUUGUAGAUCCCUAUGAAUCAAAGGAUAUCAUUACGUCUCUGCUACAUCAAAUCCCCAAGAUGUUCUCACACAUGAAGAAACCUGAACCAGCUCUGCUCCCAGCUCUCAAUGCGGCAAUGUCUGCUCUGCAAGCUACCGGUGGAAAGAUUUUUGCGUCUAUAUGCAGCUUACCCACUUGGGGCCCCGGCGCGUUGCAUAUGAGGGACGACCCUAAAGUGCAUGGCACGGAUGCGGAACGGAAAUUAUUUACCACAGACAACCAGGCAUGGAGAACAACUGCUGGAAAGAUGGCCGAACACGGCAUCGGUGUUGACAUGUUCGUGGCGGCACCUGGCGGGACGUAUAUUGACGUGGCUACGAUAGGCCAUGUCGCCGAAGUAUCAGGCGGAGAAACAUUCUUCUACCCCAAUUUCCACGCUCCGCGAGACAUUCUGAAGCUUUCGCAGGAGUUUGCACAUGCAGUUACUCGCGAGACAGGCUAUCAAGCAAUGAUGAAAGUCCGUUGUUCCAACGGUCUCCAGGUAUCAGCGUAUCAUGGUAACUUUAUACAACAUGCUCUCGGGGCGGACUUGGAGAUCGGAUCCAUUGAUGCCGACAAAGCGAUUGGUGUCAUCUUCAGCUAUGAUGGCAAGCUUGACCCCAAAUUGGAUGCACACUUCCAAGCCGCCUUGCUGUAUACUACGGCCGAAGGGCAGCGACGGGUGCGCUGUAUCAACGUGGUAGCAGCAGUCAAUGAAGGAGGGUUGGAAACGAUGAAAUUCAUAGACCAGGACGCUGUUGUCAGUAUUAUGGCUAAAGAGGCGGCUGCCAAAACCGUGGACAAAUCGCUCAAGGACAUUCGGGCCAGCAUUACAGAAAAGACCGUGGACAUCUUCAGCGGCUAUCGCAAGGUCUUCUCCGGGUCACACCCACCCGGACAACUUGUACUCCCGGAGAAUCUCAAGGAGUUUUCCAUGUAUAUGCUGGGCCUGGUCAAAUCACGAGCAUUCAAGGGCGGCCAAGAAGCAUCGGACCGACGGAUUCACGACAUGCGGAUGCUACGCUCGAUUGGGGUCACAGAACUAGCCCUGUACCUGUAUCCCCGGAUCAUUCCGAUCCACAACAUGCAACCCCAAGAUGGCUUCCCCAAUGAGCAAGGACAGCUGCAGGUCCCACCGUCCCUUCGAGCCAGCUUCUCUAAGAUUGAGGAGGGUGGGGCAUACCUCGUGGACAAUGGCCAGAUGUGUCUGUUGUGGCUCCAUUCCCACGUAUCACCCAACCUGCUGGAGGAUCUCUUUGGACCUGGGCAGUCGUCUCUCCAGGGACUCAACCCCCAGACGUCGUCGCUCCCUGUGUUGGAAACCCAUUUGAAUGCGCAAGUGCGCAAUCUACUGCAGUACUUCUCGACUAUCCGAGGGUCCAAGUCAGUUGCGAUCCAGUUGGCUCGCCAAGGGUUGGAUGGGGCCGAGUAUGAGUUCGCAAGGUUACUGGUGGAGGACCGCAACAAUGAAGCGCAGAGUUACGUGGAUUGGCUGGUACACAUUCAUCGGCAAAUCAACUUGGAGCUGGCGGGUCAUCGCAAACGCGAGGAUACCUCUGCCGAGGGGUCGUUGACCAGUCUUGCCGGUCUUCGGGCUCCAUACUGGUGA
Molecule: messenger RNA, 3048 nt
Organism: Aspergillus pseudonomiae
Lineage: Eukaryota; Fungi; Ascomycota; Eurotiomycetes; Eurotiales; Aspergillaceae
Product: Sec23/Sec24 family protein
Exons: 6
Coding region: 1-3048 (1015 amino acids)
Biological process (GO): intracellular protein transport; endoplasmic reticulum to Golgi vesicle-mediated transport; COPII-coated vesicle cargo loading
Cellular component (GO): endoplasmic reticulum exit site; COPII vesicle coat
Molecular function (GO): SNARE binding; zinc ion binding
Source: RefSeq, a predicted model, not a curated record